AAAAUCCUUAUAAAUGUCCCAAACUUUAGAUGCUUUCUCUAGAAGCAUAGUGUUAACAACCAUACCUUUAGAAGAUUUGAAGUUCGUUUAUUCAGUACCAUAAAUAGUUGAUCCUGAUCCAAUCACAUGCAUCGUUGAGCCUAGUAUAAUUUGGUUAAGAUAUUUUAAUAGCCCAUGAGGAGGGAGGAAUAUAUGUAGGAGGUUAUGAAGGAGCAAAGGAUGUUGACAUGCUUAAGAGAUUAAAGAUUAGGGCUGUAUUAACGGCAAGUCAGGAGACAGCAGUUCAAUAUAGUGAUUUGGUGGUUUAAUUCCAUCAUGUAGUAGAAGCACAUGAUAAGGAUGAUUAUAAUAUAUUGCAAUUUGCAGAUUAGACAUUUGAUUUUAUUGAGCGACAUAGGAAGCACACCAACAUCCUGGUUCAUUGUUUUCUGGGAAUCAGCAGAUCUCCUACAAUAGUGGUAGCUUAUUUGAUGAAGAAAUACAAUUUGAAUAUGGAGAAGGCAUUGUGGAAAUUGAAAUCCAAAAGAAGACAGGUAAAUCCAAAUACAGGAUUCUUGAAAUAACUACUAAACUAUGAGAAAUUACUGUAAUAAUAACAGUAAUAAUAACAAUAAUAAUAACAAUAACAACAAUAUUAGUAAUCACAAGCUAAACCCAAAAGCAUCUUUAAGAUGGUUAGAUAACAGGCUAUUCCUCAGACUUAGAUGCUUCCUCAGAGUCGCAUAUUGCCUAUGGACAGCAGAUUAAUAGUGCAGAAAUAGCCAUCGUAGUUUAUGCAGCCUACUUAUUAUAAAUGA
Molecule: messenger RNA, 797 nt
Organism: Paramecium octaurelia
Lineage: Eukaryota; Ciliophora; Oligohymenophorea; Peniculida; Parameciidae
Source: the annotation of a GenBank genome assembly